CUAGAACAGGGUUUAACGAAGUUAAGUUUGUAUCCAAAAUGGCCACCACCAGGACGGAUGCCACGUCCGAAACGGACUUUGACAAGAUUCAGAGCCUUACAGACGUUACAGAAAUGCAAAGAGCACUCGAAAAAUUAAACAAUGAAGAGGAUUUUAUCAAUAAUGACUUGAGUCAUCUGCUAGAAAGACAGGCCAAUUUAGAGGACAAGAUGCUUACACUACACAGGACAUUACCUAACUUACAGAUGUUACAGACAGAUUCUAAACAAUUGUCUAGUAUGGUGUCCUUCACAUCAACAUUGGCGGAAAAUGUCAGUAGCAAAGUUAGGCAGUUAGAUCUAGCAAAGAAUCGUGUGACAGCAUGUAUACAGAGAGUAGAAGAUAUUCUAGAUUUAAAGUACUGCACUGAUGGUGUGCAGCAAGCUCUACAGAAUGAAGAUUAUGAAAAGGCUGCGGGUCAUAUUCACAGGUUCCGGAGUUUAGAUGAGAAUGUUUUAAGAAUGAGUGAAAUGGCUAGUGAAGGCAUGUCCAGUAGCUCAUUGGACACUUCUUUCAAGCUUCUACAUGAAUCAGAAGAGAAAUUGCGAGUAAUUGUAAAUUCAAAGUUUGAUGCAUCAGUGCAUUCUCGUGAUGUGGCGUCCAUAGAGAGAUUCUUCAAGAUUUUCCCUUUGUUAGGAAUGUAUGAGGAAGGUCUUACAAAGUUUGGCAAAUACCUAGCUGCAAAGUUAUCAGAAGAUGCUGACAAGAGUUUAAAGUUGGCGUUACAUGGAGUUGAUCCAGAUGAUAGAAGAUCUAGUGUUGUUUUUGCUGAUACUAUUACAAAACUAUUUGAAGAUAUUGCUAGAAUUGUUGAAAUUCAUCAACCCCUUGUGGAAACUUAUUAUGGUGCUGGGAAGCUUAUUAUGCUAUUAAGCAUUUUACAGAAGGAAUGUGAUAGACAAACAAGGAAAUUAGUUAAAGAAUUUAGAAAUAAAAGAGAUUUCGAUCAGCGGGUACAGCAAGUAAAACAAAGCUUGAUGUUCCAUAAACAACCAACUGCUGAAAAACCAGAUUCAAAGGACCUGGAUGUGUUGUUGUCCGAGGUUGUUUUAUUGAACACAAGAGCAGAACUUUAUCUGAGAUUUGUUAAAAGAAGAUUAAUGGGUGAUUUUGAAGCAGCAUUCCAAGACUCAGAAACAAGAGAAGAAAAAGAAAAGGAAGUUGACAAGUUUAUUCAAGAUUGUGAUACAAGUCGAGUAAUGAUGGAUUUGAUAGGAAAUUAUAUUCUAAUGGAGGAAUAUUUCAUGAGAGAAAUGGUUCUAAAGGCUGUUGCCAUGGAUUCCAUAGAUACAGGGACACCAACAUCUAGUAUGGUAGAUGAUUCCUUCUUUAUUGUGAAGAAAUGUGUAAGACGUGCCAUGUCCAGCUCAAGUGUAGAUGGGGUUUGUGCAAUGUUGAAUCAUGCAUGUACAAUUUUGGAACAAGAUUUUCGUGAAGUUUUGUAUUCGCGAGUGAGGGCAGGAUUUCCCUCAGGGUUUGAUCUGACGCAAGCUUAUAACAUGGUUAUACAACAGGGAAAAUCUACAGAUACUGAAAAAGCAAAAACACAGUUUAUAAAAAAACAUUUUUCCAAAGUUGUUCGUAUUGAUAUUGUAACAACAACAUUAAACAAUGCUGAAGUGAGUUGUGACUACUGUAAACAACUAAAGGCAAAUCUAGAGGAUGAGGUAGCAAAACUCUACACACAAUGCUCAGAACAAAGUAAAGCCAAAUUAGAGAGUUGUUUAACAGACAUUGGAGCAUCAGCCACAAGGUUUAAAGAUGUGGUAGAGUUUGGGUUUACACAAUUAACCACAGCUGUGAUAAAACCAAGAUUAAAACCUCAGAUAGAUAUCUUCUUAUCUACAUCUCAUAACAUCAGUGAUGAUGAUUACACCAAUUUUGAGGCCAAUGAUCCAUGGGUCCAGAAUUUCAUUGUUUCAUUAGAUAGUAUGCUAGGUAAUUUUAAGGAAUCUCUGACAAGCAACAAUUAUGAAAAGUUUGUGAGUUUGAUAACAGGCGAGAUAACAACAUCAUUAGAAAAAGCUGUUCUCAAAUCUGCAUUUAACAGGUUGGGAGGUUUGCAGUUUGAUAAAGAAUUAAGAGUUUUGGUUGGUUAUUUAACUUCUGUCACAACUUGGACAAUACGAGACAAAUUUGCUAGGUUAACACAAAUGGCAACUGUUUUAAAUUUAGAAAAGGUAGAUGAACUGUUAGAUUACUGGGGACCAAACUCGGGACCAUUAACAUGGAGGCUAACACCAUCAGAAGUUAGACAGGUGCUCUCAUUAAGGAUUGACUUUAGGACAGAUGAAAUCAAAAGGCUGAAAUUGUGACAAUUUGUUUAUAUUGUGACAUUCUUGACAAAGUAUUUGUUGCUGAAAUCCAUUCCAUAUUUACAAGCAUGGACCAUCCAGCCAUUAUGUUUGUGAUUUUUGGGAACCAAUACAUUUGGAACCAGCUAGAUAAGUCACAUGACCUAUCACCAGUCAAUGGAAACCAGUUAACACCAAAUUUACAAGUGACUUUUAAAGGAACUUCCACUGAGGUCCAAAAGCCUAAAAACAUAAAAUUUAAAAUUCUUACCAAGACCAACUGGGACAAUUAAACAGGCGGAUGUGCAAAAGAUAAAUACGAAAUAGACUCAGAAAUAAAUUAAAAGUUGUAUUUUUAUGCUAUUUUUAGCAAGAUUUGAGUGAAAAGCAUUGCAAUAAUUUUCAAUUUUGGGUAAUUUUCCAUAAUUAGAAUAAUUAUUCUGGAAAAAUGGAAUGAGCAAAUGGUCUGAAAGUUUGCAUGCAAGUUAUUAUGUAGACUUGCAUCAAAUGGAACAGUAAUCUUGAAAAAUAAAUUUCCAGUCCCGUCAUGUCAAAAAACCUCAGUGGAGUCUCUAUAAUAACUUAGGUGUUUAUGUCUUUCCCUAGAAAAUGUUUGUUUAACGUGAUAAUUGAAAUAUGAUAUCAAUGUUCAUGUGUACAUGAUGAUUAUGUUAUAUCUUAUGCUUGUUGUUUUGGUUAUUUUUGAAAUAAUAAGUUAUUACAAAUUAUGUAUUAUUUUUAAAAAUACUUGAAAUUUGUUCAGUUGCAGUUAAAAUAGAUUUAAUAUUAAUCAGAUUUGGGUUUCUGAAACCAGUCUUUUAAUUAAACAUUAAUCUUUGAUUGAUAGAGUAAGAGUCCAGUCAUGUAUUUUGAUGAUAAUCA
Ruditapes philippinarum (Manila clam) is the source of this 3215-nucleotide messenger RNA. RefSeq names its product conserved oligomeric Golgi complex subunit 4-like. Bases 39 to 2354 code for a protein of 771 amino acids. Lineage: Eukaryota; Metazoa; Mollusca; Bivalvia; Venerida; Veneridae. The transcript has 23 exons. The record is from RefSeq and is a predicted model, not a curated record.